Pediculus humanus corporis (human body louse) is the source of this 2364-nucleotide messenger RNA. Its product is annotated as beta-hexosaminidase beta chain precursor, putative. Gene Ontology annotation, molecular function: beta-N-acetylhexosaminidase activity; extracellular ligand-gated monoatomic ion channel activity. The transcript has 12 exons. Gene Ontology annotation, cellular component: membrane. The record is from RefSeq and is a predicted model, not a curated record. Lineage: Eukaryota; Metazoa; Arthropoda; Insecta; Psocodea; Pediculidae. Bases 1 to 2364 code for a protein of 787 amino acids. Gene Ontology annotation, biological process: carbohydrate metabolic process; monoatomic ion transport; ganglioside catabolic process.
AUGGUUCGCCCUGUUAAAUAUUUUGAAAAUCAAACAUUAGUUCAAUUUCAAAUGUAUCCUACAAAAAUAUAUAUGGAUGAACACCAGGAAAUAUUAGGAUUCCAAGGAAAUAUAUUAUAUGUAUGGACUGAUGCAUUUUUGAAAUGGGAUCCAAGAGAAUAUGAAGGUAUUGAUUUUAUCAGAGUGAGCAGUAAUGAAAUUUGGGUUCCCGACAUUAUGGUCGACACGUCUCAUACGACAGAAUCACUGUCGAUGACAGGAGCUGCCGAUUGUCAUUUAGCUCACAUGGGAAACGUUUAUUGUUUCAUAAUGACGACACUUUUAGCACCUUGCACACCUGAAAUAACAAAUUAUCCAUUUGAUUAUCAAAAUUGUACAUUAACAUUUGCAUCCUCUGGAUUCGUUGGAAAAUUUGUUAAUUUUACUUUGUUCGAUCCUAAAAAUGGAAUUAAAAUGACGUUGUAUAAACCGAAUGGAGUUUGGGAAUUAAAAGAAGCAACAGCACGACGACAAGUAAAACAUCUUUCAGUUGAUGACGAAUCGACAUUUUAUCCUUUGAUUAGAUGUAAUUUUAUUCUUAAAAGACAUUCAUCUGCUCAUGUAGCAAUUGUUAUUUUACCAGCAGCAGUAUUAGCAGGAUUAUCUUUAACAAUUUUUUGGAUGGAUACAAUGUAUGUAACAAGAGUCGGAAUUGCUGCCAUUGUUAUUCUUUCCGAUGUUAUUUAUUGUAUUUAUUUAGGAAUGAUUUUACCCUCAAACGGUAGCAGAACACCCACCAUAGGCAUUAAUCCGGGUCCCGUUGUUAAAGCGACAAAAGGAGGGGUUUGGCCGAAACCACAAAAUAAAAUAACAAAUGAAUAUUUUUUUAUUGUUCGUUCAAACGUUUUUCAAUUUAAGGUUGAGGGACCCAGUUGUGAAAUAUUAGAAAAAGCUUUACAAAGAUACAAACAAGAUUUAAAGAGUCAAGAAAAAAUUCGUAGAAAUGCUAAAUUAGUUUAUACUAAAAAUGAUAUCAGAAGACGAAGAUUAGUUAAUGAAGAAAAUUUUAAAGGUUAUUUAAACGAACUAACCGUUGAACUUAAUUCCGAAUGCGAAACCAAACCACAUUUAAACAUGGAUGAAAAAUAUGAACUUCGAAUUAAUACUGAGGAUAACAUCGGUAGAGCAUCUUUGUUCAGUCAAUCGAUUUGGGGUAUACUCAGAGGUUUGGAAACAUGGUCACAACUUGUUUACAUGUCUCCUGAUUUUCGUGCUUUAGUUGUAAAUAGUACUUUUAUAAUGGAUUAUCCAAGAUUUUCUCACAGAGGUUUACUCAUAGAUACUUCCAGACAUUUUUUACCAGUUAAUACAAUAUAUAAAAUGUUGGAUGCAAUGGUUAUGUCUAAACUCAACGUUCUUCAUUGGCAUAUCGUCGACGAUCAUAGUUUUCCAUAUCAGAGUAAAGUUUUUCCUGAAUUGAGUGCAAAAGGUGCUUAUGCUCCUACUCACGUUUACACUCCAGAAGAAGUGCAAAAUAUAAUUACUUAUGCUGGAAUGAGAGGAAUUCGUGUGGUCCCUGAAUUCGAUACUCCAGGACACACGCGGUCUUGGGGAGAAGCUUAUCCAAAGCUUCUGACGAAAUGCUACACUAACGGAUAUCCGGAUGGAAGUCUUGGUCCCAUGAAUCCUGUCUCAAGUGAAACAUAUUCUUUUAUGACUGAAUUAUUACAAGAAGUAAAAGAUGUUUUUCCAGAUUCUCAUAUUCAUUUAGGAGGAGAUGAAGUUGAAUUUGAAUGUUGGAAUAGCAAUCCGGAACUCCGGGAAUACAUGAAUAAAACAGGUCUAACUGUAAAACAGUUGGAAGAUGUUUACGUUAAAAAAAUAGUAGACAUGGCUUCUAAUAUAUCGGCAAAAUCUAUUGUCUGGCAAGAAAUAUUUGAUGAUGAUGUAGAUCUUCAAAUAGAUACUGUCGUUCAAGUUUGGAAAGGAAACCAUCGAUUCGAAUUGAAAAAAGUGACCUCGAAAGGUUACCAAGCACUUUUAUCAUCUUGUUGGUAUUUGGAUGCAUUAAAAUCCGGUGGAGAUUGGCAUGAUUUUUACCGUUGCGAUCCUCAUGAUUUUGGUGGAACCGAUGAACAGAAAAAAUUAGUUAUAGGAGGAGAAGCUUGCAUGUGGGGAGAAGUAGUUGACGUAAAUAAUGUAUUGUCGAGGGUUUGGCCGAGAGCUUGUGCAACUGCUGAAAAAUUAUGGUCUUCGGGUAAUGAGUUUAACAUAGGAGAAGCUGCCAAACGUUUGGAAGAACACACUUGUAGAAUGAAUAGAAGGAAAAUUCCCGCACAACCGCCAAAUGGGCCAGGCUAUUGUCCAGGACUCAACUAUGCGUAA